Messenger RNA from Cicer arietinum (chickpea), 1991 nucleotides. The record is from RefSeq and is a predicted model, not a curated record. NCBI's taxonomy places the organism in Eukaryota, Viridiplantae, Streptophyta, Magnoliopsida, Fabales, Fabaceae.
GUAAAAAACAAGAUAGAGUACGUUUGAGGGAUAUUUGUCUGUGAGAAGAUCACAACACCCAAUGGAAACUUCUCUCUCUUUCUCUCUUUCUCUCUCUGCUUCUUCUCCACACUCCGCACAUUAACACAUUAACACACUGACACACACAACACUCUCAGGUGAUCUCUUCUGAUCCUUAUUCACUCCUCUUUUCUUCCUCAACAACUUUCCCUCUCCCAAAUGCAGGAAAUACAUUCCAUCGGAGGAGGAACCAAGUUCUUCGCUGCCGGAACCGCCGACCGGAGACUCAGACCUCACAACAACAACCACCACAACCACCAAGCCUUAAAAUGUCCUCGUUGCGACUCCAUCAACACAAAGUUCUGUUACUACAACAACUACAACCUCUCUCAGCCACGUCACUUCUGCAAAAACUGCCGUCGUUACUGGACCAAAGGCGGCGUCCUCCGUAACGUCCCCGUCGGCGGUGGUUGCCGUAAAUCUAAACGCUCCAACAAACCAAAAAACUCUUCAUCCUCUUCAGAAACCACUGCUUUGCCGGGAACUCCACCGGAGACAGAGAACAAGUCAAACUCCCACUCGAGCAGCGAGAGUUCUAGCCUCACCGCCGCGGCGGUGACGGAGGCGGUUUCAACACCGUCGGCUACGAACACUAACUCGAAAAAAACGCAAGAGUCGAAGUUGUUGAGCCAUGUGAAUCAAUCAAACACUGAUUUGGGGAAUGAUUCUCUGGAACAAGGAACAGGGGAUUGUGGUAUUUUCUCCGAGAUUGCAAAUUUUACAAGCUUAAUCACUUCCUCAAACGAGGCAUUACCGUUUGAAUUCGGUAACGGGAACGGUAACGAUUUUCAGUGGCAACAUCAAAAGGUGAUGACCGUUACCGGCAAUCAACCAAAUCAUAACGAAGAUGUUUUGAAGUUGUUACCGGGGAAUAUGGGUGCGGGUGCUUCGUUAAUGGACGGUGUUGAUUUCUCUGCGCUGCAAAAUAAAACUAGCAACGGAGGAUUUGGACCGUUGGAUUGGCAUGGUGAUGGUGGCGCGGAUCAUGGUUUAUUUGAUCUUCCUAACACCGUUGAUCAAGGUUACUGGGCUCACACUCAUUGGUCUGAUCAGGAUCAUUCUAAUCUCUUUCAUCUUCCCUGAUAUAAGUAUUAAGCCUCACCUCAACCUUUUCUUUUUUUUACCUUUUUUUUAUUUUAUAAAUUAUAUAUUUUAACUUUAAAGAAGAGCAAAGAAUAUUUGAAAUCAAAGCCUAAAAAAAAAAAUGAAAGAGAGAAUGAAGAUGCAUGAUGGACUUGGUAUAAUUAAUCAUGAGGUGUAUAUGGUUUUUUCUUCUUUUAAUUUCUUUUCAAAUUUGGGAGGUGAUCGAGCUUGAUUUUAAUUGCUGAUGUGCAUGGACAACUAACUUCCAUGUUAGCUUCUAUCUGAUUUUUCUUUUUCUUUUUAUUUUUUAUUUUCUUAUGAGUUUGGUUUAAUAUAUCAAAUAUAUGUAUGUGGAAUUUGAUUGAUUAGAGAAAUAGAAAAUAUAUUAACAGUGUUUUAUUUAAUACAUGUGCUCAGUUGAUUAGGUUGGUAAUCUCAUUUUGGCUGCAAAUCCUUCUAAUAAUACUCUAAUUAAAUAUUUACUUAUUAUUAAUAAAGAAAUUGCGAAUAAUUGUUUAUUGUUAGUAGUGUGAUAUAGUUAGCAUGCGCGAUGAUGAGUGCGGUUGCGGAAGAGAGGGGAGACACGUGGGUUAGACAAGAAGAUUGUGAUGUGAAGAGUCGGUUGGAGUGUGUUGUCUUGUGGUGGCUAAUUAUGGUCCUUACUCUAUUCAUAUUUCAUACCAUAGUGUGAUUAAAUCAAGUCUCACUCGCAGAGAAGAAAGGGCAACCAUAUAAUUAGGGUGGUGGGGUGGGGGAACCAUGUUAGUGCAUUCAUAGUGGACUGUCAACUCAAUUGCAUGGAAAGGAUUAUGAAGUUGAUGCUUGCCUACUAUGUCGGUUUGAUCAAA